AUGGCUCUAGUCGUCGACCCAAACCUCGAAAUGGUACCAGAUUUUGCUGGUAAUCUGUACGCAGGCAUUCGCGCAGACCUCGGAGCUGCCACAAACCAGACCGGAGAAGAAGUCGUAGCCCGUCUCACGGAGACAUGGAACGCAGACCACAACGCAAGAGUAGUGGAAUGGAACCAAGACCGAGAAGCAGAAGCUAGAGUCCUUGCAGAAGCAGAAAGGGCACGAACCGCGCAGGAGAAUGAAGAGCGCACCCAGCGGGAAGCUGAAACAGAGAGGGAGCGGACAGAAGCUGAAAAGAAGAAGCCAAAGAUGAACGGCUUUGAGCACGCAUCAUCCGUAGGAGAUUACCUGACUCCCCGUCCCGCUCAAUACGCAAUUCAGAAACUCACCAAUUUCGAAUAUGUAGAGCUAUGGUACUUCUCGCCGGAAGGGUGCAAAGACGCCCUCAAGUCUUCACGCUCAGUGGCCGACAACGACAUGAGCAUAACUGAGGACAGAUGACCAACUCACGCUACAGCCCACCUCAGCGUUCAAAGCGUCGAAAGCGGCCAUGGCCGACCAUGAGUUAUCAUUCUCGAUUUUCCUCCGAGCAAAGAACUUAUUCCUCAUUCAAAUCAGCAAAGCCAAGUGGCCCCAACCAAACAUCGACGCACUGUCGUUGUUCUUCUG
Molecule: messenger RNA, 669 nt
Organism: Suillus discolor
Lineage: Eukaryota; Fungi; Basidiomycota; Agaricomycetes; Boletales; Suillaceae
Exons: 1
Coding region: 1-501 (166 amino acids)
Source: RefSeq, a predicted model, not a curated record